Molecule: messenger RNA, 3318 nt
Organism: Mobula hypostoma (lesser devil ray)
Lineage: Eukaryota; Metazoa; Chordata; Chondrichthyes; Myliobatiformes; Myliobatidae
Gene: ccdc39
Product: coiled-coil domain 39 molecular ruler complex subunit
Exons: 20
Coding region: 9-2810 (933 amino acids)
Biological process (GO): inner dynein arm assembly; epithelial cilium movement involved in determination of left/right asymmetry; cilium-dependent cell motility
Cellular component (GO): axoneme
Source: RefSeq, a predicted model, not a curated record
UAGGGAAAAUGACGAACGCUGUUCUGUGCGAAAUAGAUUGGGACAAUGGCUUCGCCAUACCUGUGGCAAACGUCGAAAACAAGGCUUUGGAGGAUGAAGUGCAAAAGAAGCAGAAAGAAAAAGCUAACCUUGAAAAUCAGCUGACAAAUUUUGAGGAUCGUAUCCAGGCAAUGACAAUGCAUCUGCAGAAUGUUCGUAGGGAGUUAACCAAUACGCAGUCUUUAAAAAGAGCCCGAGAAAAGGAACUUGAAACUGAACAGCAUUUCAAGACAAUUGCAGAGCAUGAAAUACAACGUCUCAAGCAAGAGAUUCAACGGCUUGAAAAUGACUUGAUUUUAUUGAGAGAGAGAAAAAAUAUUAUGGAGAAUAAUAUAUAUAGGUAUACUCAAAAAAUUGGGGAUUUGAAGUGUCAGUUGAACUGGGAUAAGCGAGCUUUGGAGGCCUGGCUUGAAGAAUCAACCAAAACAGAUGAAGAUACAAUUACCAUCCAGAAGUAUGCCAAAGAAGAUGAAGGAAAGAUCAGGGAAAUAACAGUACAAAUGGAGAGGAUGACCAAUGACGCAAAUAAAAAGCGGAAGCUGCUUGACAAUGAAAUGACUGAAACAAUUGCUGCUCAGAUGGAACUAGACAAGAUAGCACACGAUUUUCGCAGAUCCCACAGUGAAAGGCAAGAACUAAUCAGACAAUGGCAGAACAUAAUUGAACAGAUGAACAAAAGAGAUCAAGAUAUGGACAAGUGUGCAUUGUUACUGGCAGAAGUAAAACAGGAAAUACGAGAAAAAGAAGCAGCCAUGAAUGAGAAGAUACAGUUUCUUAAGAAUGAGAGUGAAAACAAUGAAGAAUUUGAAAAAAAAAUUUCCAUAAGCGAACGUCAAGCAGCUAAGCUUCGAUUAGAAUAUCAAAUGCAUGAAACGAACCGUAUUCAACUACAAAGUGAGCUUGACACCUUAAAAAGCAGAGUGGAUAGAACUGCAACUGAUCUGGAAACUGUCAGAAGUCAAAUAACAAAUUUGAAACAGGAAAGCAUAGAAAAAUCCAACAAACUAAUGAAAGCGAAAGAGGAAAGCAAAGCUCUUGAGGACAAACUCAAAGCUGUGACUGAAAAAGUGGUGAGUACCGAGGAACAGGUGGCUAGAAUGGAGAAAGAACUGAAAAAUGAAGAAAAAGUAGUAAAGGAACUGGAUGAUCAAAUGAAGUAUCUAAAAGACAAGAAGUUUAAGAAGACUGAAGAGCUUUAUUCCAUUAAUGAGGAAGUCAAAACAGCUACAAACCAAACAUCAGGAAAUAAGGCAACACUCCGCAGUCUCAAUAGCAGAAUUGACAAACUUGACCACGAAGGUAUUAGACAGCAGGAAGUCAUCUAUAACCAGGAUUUUCAGAUCCAGCAGCUAGAACAAAGGCUGGCCAAGUUAGAAGGAAAUGUGAGCCAUAAUGAAAAAGAGAUUUUGGGAGAUAAGGUGGAAGAACUCACAAAGACUUUAGAAGAGAAGAAGAGCACAGUGAACCUAUUGAAUUCACAACUUAAGAAACUCCAGAAUGAUAUUCAACAUUUGAGGAGAUACCUGGACAAGUGCAGAGAGGAGAAGAUUGAUCUGACCAGUAAAAUAGAAGACAUCCAUCUUCACAUUGAUAAUGGAGAAAAAGAAUUAAAAAAGAACAAACUUGCUGAACAAGAUUUAAUGAUUGACGAUAACCUUCUAAAGUUGGAAGUUAAGCGCCUACGGGACAUGCUUCACAGUAAAGCUGAUGAUGUGCUAUGUCUGGAGAAACGAAAGUUGCAGCUUGAGACAGCAAUGAAAGAAAGAACUGAAGAAAUCAAAAUUCACAUGGAUAUAUUGCAAAUGCAGAUCAAGCACAUUGAACAGGAACAGCAAGGUAUUAGUGUCGAACUACAUGAAAGGUUUUCAAAAAUUGACAAAAUGAAGAAGAGGUAUGAACUUCUGAUAUUUACAAUGGAGCCUCCUGAGGGUGAAGAGGAACGAUCUCAGGCUUAUUAUGUAAUUAAGGCAGCCCAAGAGAAAGAGGAGCUUCAGAGACAGGGAGAUGAGCUUGAUGCUAAAAUUUCCAAAGGUGAAAAAGAAUUAAGAGCCCUCGAGAAUACAUUGCAGCUCCUCCACAAUCAAAACACAUCAUACCGAAAAUCUUUCAGCAAGGUUACAGAAACAAGUGAAGAGUACGAGGAUAAAUUAAAGUUGGAAGAACAGAAACGGGCCAUUGAUGAAAAAUAUAGAUACAAACGCAGGCAGAUUCGAGAACUCCAGGAAGACAUUCAGUGUAUGACAAACACCUUAGACAACUUGCUAAAGGAAGAAUCAACACUGCAGAUAACUUCUCAAGAAAAACAAGAUAAAACUGUUUAUCUCAUAAAAGAACUGGAUGAUCAGAAAGUCAAACUGGAAAGGGUGACCAAACACUGCUCCAAAGUGGUUAAAGAUGUACGUUCCACUAAACAAAGUGUUGGAGAAACUCCAGAGGAGCAAGACAUUGAUCUUCGUGAACUACGAGAUUUUAACAGGUUAUUGAACAAGUUAUUAGCAGAAGCAAUGGAUGAUUGUCCAAGUUUGGCUGCAGAUCUUCAACUUUAUUUUAACCAGGCUGGCUUGCCUUUACCAACUGCUCCAACACCACCACGUAGUCAUCGUAGUUCAAGAUCACCGUCAGUUCACAGCUCUGCAUCAUCUGUGAGAUCUGUUUCAUCAUCUCGAAAUAGUACAAAUGGACAAACCCGUGUGACUCCUAUAAAUCUAGCUCUGGAUCUAACAGCAUCGUCGCCAUCUACAACAUCACGGGGAAGCCAGAAGAGCCAAUAAAUUUUUCAAAGCAACAAGUUAUGAUACACCAAGAUACUUGAUAAUUUAAAGAAAAAAAUUAAUAGAACAUAAAUUUUAGAACUGCAUAUUCAGAGUUCCACUACAAGACAGGAUAUGAGAAAAAAAAUUAGCAGGCAGUGUAAGUAGCAAUAUAUGUAAUAAUUUCAUAAAACUAAGAACAGAUAAAUGCAACUUUAAACUGAUUUUGAACUCCACUCAGGAUCAGUCAAGUCUUUUAUUUAAAGGGACCAAUUCGGUUGCUUCAAACUUUUUUAGAAUUGGAAACUGUAAACAAAUUAUAUAAUCAGCAUAUUUGGGAAGAAAGUUUUCAAAUAUAAUUGUACCCAUCUGUUUAUGGGCUGUGCUAAUUUGCAGAUAAGUACAGAAACAUUUAUCUGUAACUCACCAAAAUAGAGUUAUAUUUGUGGUAUAAAUUUGUUUAAAAUUCCAGUUCUGCUGAUCAGAGCAGUUAUUAAAUGUCAAGUGAUUCCAGCACUGAUAAGCUGAA